AUGCGGUAUUUUGCCUUCUACUGUGUCCCGGUCGAUAUGCAAAAUCUAGUCCGUGAACGUAACGCACUUCCUGUGCUCCCCAUCUUGCACCGGCCCAUACUGGAAGCCCCAUUCCAGCUCGCCCGAAGCCUCGUCGUACCAGGGGAAUCGGACCACGGCCGCGAAGCGCAGCGGGUUGCCGGCCUUCCCAUCAGGAGGUCCCCUGCGCCGACCAGCUCGCCCCCGGGCCGCCGCGACGUACGCCUCCAUUUCCUCCAGGGAGCCGUGCCGCGCGAUGCCCGCCUCGCGAGCGGCGUCGUAGUCCACCAGGAUCUGCUUGUUCUGCAGUCUGACGCCCUCCGGCGAGUACCUCCCGCCCAGGGUAAGCAACCGCGGCAGGGAGUUCACGGUACUGCUGUCGAGCCCGAAGUAGCGGCACGCCCACUGCCGCCCUACGGGCAGGAAUGA
This is a messenger RNA of Clonostachys byssicola, 447 nucleotides long. The record is from the annotation of a GenBank genome assembly. Lineage: Eukaryota; Fungi; Ascomycota; Sordariomycetes; Hypocreales; Bionectriaceae.